Molecule: messenger RNA, 2129 nt
Organism: Bombus impatiens (common eastern bumble bee)
Lineage: Eukaryota; Metazoa; Arthropoda; Insecta; Hymenoptera; Apidae
Product: H/ACA ribonucleoprotein complex non-core subunit NAF1
Exons: 6
Coding region: 312-2045 (577 amino acids)
Biological process (GO): ribosome biogenesis; box H/ACA snoRNP assembly; pseudouridine synthesis
Cellular component (GO): sno(s)RNA-containing ribonucleoprotein complex
Molecular function (GO): RNA binding
Source: RefSeq, a predicted model, not a curated record
AUGAGAACACCUGGGGAGAAAUAGACAAACCAUCGAACAGUAAAUCUGAUCUCUCCGAUCAGUGUAAACUUGUGCUGUGCUAGAAAGUAAAGGCAAUAGUUGCGUUACGACGCAGCUAUUUUAUUUUAUUAACGAACCCUUAAAUUUACGUGACAUAUACAUGAUUGAUAGAAAUAAAUAUAUUUAUGUGAAGUUUAUGAAACUUUAUACGAGAAAUAUAUUUUCUUGCGUAUUUGUUAAUGGUUAUAAUACAUUUUAAAGUGAAGUCUGCUUAUUGCUAUUGAUCAUAACCUGCAAUUUAAAGUUAAAUUAUGAUGAAUACGGAAGAGGUUAUAAUAGAAGAAAUGAUAGAAAACAGAAAUUCAAAUAAUGGAUUUAUGGACCUUAUAUCAAAUGUUGAAGAAAGUAGUUGUGUUCCAAACAAAGUAAUUAUUGAAGAUUAUUCACUGUACAAAAAAACUACACAAAUCAAUGUUAAUGAGACAAGUCAAUUUACAAAUGACUGCGAGGUAAUUAUAACUGAUAAUGCUGAAAUUAAACAAAAUUCUAAUAAGAAAGAUGACAUGAAUGAACAAGCCGAACAAAACAAAUCAGUCGUACUGUCAAAUACUAAACAAAAUGAAAUACUUAUUAACGAUACUGACAAAAAUCAGAAUACAAAUGAAGAUGUAACAUUUGAAAACUUGGAACAAAAAAGUGAUGAUGAUAUUUGUAUCAUAAGUGAAAUAAAUACAGUAUCUUUGGCUCAAAACAGUGAUAAAGUAUCUUCUCUUACUAGUAUUGCUAUAGAAUAUGGCAAUUCAGAUUCAGAAACAGAAUUUAAUACUGAUGAAACAAAAAGUGAUAGCAAUCAAAAUCAAUCUUUGAAAGAAGUACAGAUGCAAACUUAUAGGCAAAAUAAAGAAGUAUCGUCAAGUGAAGAAAGCGAUAGCGACGAUUCUACUAGUAGCAGUGAUUUUUCAGUAAUAGUUGAAUCAGAUGAUUCAGAUAGUGAUGAUAGUUCAAGCAAGAAAGGCAAAGAAAAUAAUGUAAGAAGAAAAAAGAAUAAUGAAAUGAGAACUGAAUUAGAUGAUUUACCUCCUAUUGAAGACUUAAAAAUUAGUGUACCUGAAGUAUUAUGUGAUCCAUUAGGAGAGGUUGCAUGGAUGGUUGAACAACUAGUAGUUGUAAAACCAAAACCUGGCAAACCGACAUUGAACCUAGAUACAGUUUUAUUUAUUGAGAAAGGACAAAGGACAUUAGGAAAAAUAUUCGAUGUUUUUGGACAAGUGAAUGAACCUCAUUAUUGUGUGCGAUUCAAUAGUUCUGAGCACAUAAAAGAAUAUAACAUUACAGCAGGAAUGACUGUUUAUUACUGUCCAAAUACAGAAUAUACUUCUUUAGUAUUUCUACAUGAAUUAUUAAAAAUCAGAGGUAUUGAUGCAAAUGCGGAUGAUCCUCCAGAAUUUUCAGAUGAUGAGGAAGAACGGGCUUAUUAUGAACAACUAAAAGCAAAACAAGUAAAUAAUGUUAAUGAAGCUGAAAAUCCGUCUAAACGAAAGCGUACUUCUAAACCUACUACUGGAUGGCAAACCAAUCAUCCGUGGAAUAGAAGUAUGCAGAAUCAAAGGAAAGGAUUUUAUGCACGAGGAGAUAGACGAUUUCCUUCUACACAAACAGAAAAUUAUUCUCAGAAUUUAUGGUCACAAUCCUAUCAAACUAAUAGUGAACCUUGUGGAUACGGAAUGUGUUCACUGCAACCUGUGCAAUAUAUGAACCAUAAUGUUAGUGGUCUUAACCAAAACUUUUAUGGCUCACACAAUUACUAUAGUGAAAAUAGUAGCUCAACAUAUCUAAAUCCUAGAAUUCCUUUCAAUACAUGUCCAAGAGUUCCUCCAGGAUACAUAACACCACAAAAUCAUCCAAAUUCAUCUACAAAUGUAAGGUUUCCUUGGCUACCACAAGUGUCACAAGUUCCUAUUCGAAUGAAAUUGCCAUGGAUACCUAUACCACCACCUCCACCUCCACCACCAACUUCAUCACCAUCAGAUACUACUUCAACAUAGUUAAUAUUAAUUACUUAUGAAUUAUAUUUUUAAUUUAGUUAUAUAUAUAUAAUUAUAUAUUAUAUAUAUAAUUGUAUGUAUAUU